GGGUGAUAACGGACCCAGCGCGGAUUGGUGAGUGAUAACGGACCCAGCACGGAUUGGUGGGUGAUAACGGACCCCGCGCGGAUUGGUGGGUGAUAACGGACCCCGCGCGGAUUGGUGGGUGAUAACGGACCUAGUGCGGAUUGGUGAAUGAUAACGGACCUAGUGCGGAUUGGUCGAUGAUAACGGACUCAGUGCGGAUUGGUGGGUGAUAAUGGACCCAGUGCGGAUUGGAGGGUGAUAACGGACCCAGCGCGGAUUGGUGGUAUUUUUUCUAUCAACAAAUCUUCAGUUGACAGAAAAGUGAUACAGAAGAAACGCCAAGACACAUUAGAUAUGUGUCGUAUUUUCAACGCGGAGAACGACAAGCUACAACUGUUGCAACCUCGUUCCGAAGACAGGACUCAUUACAGAAACAGAAGGACUAAAAGAGACGUGGGCCUAAUGAAAUUGGGAAAUCCCGUCUUGGACGAUGAAAGCGCUAAAAGAAUAGAGAACAUAGUUGAUAAGUUGUACGAAGAUCUAGAUGAGAGAGUCACGUACAGGCAGAGGAUUCUCGCGCCAUCUACUAUGCCAGCGUUUGAAGUUAAUAAAACCAUGAGAAGAUUCAACUUUGCACCAGCUGAAUUGAUACACCAAACGACGACACCUCCAAGUGGUUCCGUGAAGGAUGACCAUGAUUCACCAGCAGUACCGUGGCAUAAGAAGUGGAAACACGGAAUCGUGCCAUAUUUCAUCGACCCUAAAACUUACGAUGCACAAUUGGGCGAGAUUAUUACGAAGGCGUUCCAAUACUUCGAAAGAGCCACCUGCAUAAGAUUGCAGAGGCUUCGAGAUAAGCCCGCUGACGAAGAAUCCAUGCAGAACGUCGAAUGGCUUUACAUCACGAACCCUUCAGGCAUCAGACAGUGUGUGCACAGUAACGAGAAGAAGGAAAACAUAGGAGUCCAGAAAAUAGUCUUCGGCUACGACUGCUUGUCUCUUGGUCAGAUAGUGCAUGAAAUCAUGCAUGUUUUGGGUUUCUCACACGAACACACUAGACCAGAUCGGGAUAAGUACAUAACGAUACUGUGGAACAACGUCAAACCAGGGUACAAAAAAUAUUUUGAAAAGCGUACCAACGACCAGCUGAUGAAUAUACCAUACGACUACUUAAGCGUAUUACAUUAUCCACCUAGAGCAUUUUCCAAAAACGGUCAAAUAACCAUUAUGGGACAGGUUAUACAAGAUGUGAGACUUGGUCAACGUGAAGGUCUAAGUGAAACGGAUGUAGAAAAAGUCACUUAUAUAUACGGACAUGAAUGCAUUGAAAGAAACAGACAAUACUUAUUAAAAACAUGUCCCAGUGUUGUGCGAGCGACUGCGCCAUUGAAAAAUGUAUCACGUGAAGAUAUAACUGAUUACUACAGAGAUAGACUAUGGCCGUACGGUAUCGUUAAUUACAAGUUGAAAGAUAAAAUGGAAUUCACUACUGAAGAAAGAGAAAAUAUUCAAUCCGUAAUCAGCCACAUAGAAAAGGAAACGUGUAUCAGAUUUAAAGAUAUUUCCGAAGAAGAAGACAAUGAUGACCGAGGUGAAGCGGAUGGCGAUCGUGAUGUAGAACAGUUAGCUGACAGUGAGGGUGUUCAAAAAUCAGGAACAGAAACAAACGGUGAAGGAGCAAUUGAUAACGUUCCUUAUAGCGAUGAUGCAGGACAAAUGACUGGAAAGUUGACUGAGAAUGAGGGUUUCCAAAAAUCGGGAUCGGAAACAAACAGCGUAGGAGCUCCUGAAAGUCCUCAGAAUAGUGAUGACGUAGGCCCAGUGAGUGAAACUGGUGGUGAUAUAGUUCAGUUAGCUGACAGUGACAAUCCCGGCCAAUCAGGAGCAGAAGGAAAAAAUGACAUUGUGAAACUUGAUAGUGAUAAUGGAAGUAAAUCUCCUGCGAUCCCAGACAAUAGCAAAAGUCUUUUAAGAAAAGGCAAUAAGAAAAAGCAACAAAAAGUGAGACUAUCAAAAAUAAUAAAACCAGAACAAUUAAUGAAACCACGUAACGCAAAAAUAUAUCGACGACAUGCGCAAAAUAUUCUCGUCUUGGAAAGGUCUUCAGAACCAGGAUGCGCCUGUCCUCCUCCAGGGAAACCUUUUGGGAAUGCGGUAUUAAAAAUCAGCGCUGAUUGUUUUAAUUCUGUUAACGAUUUACUGCACCUGAUUGUGCACAUAUUGGGAUUGGAACAUCAACACAAUAUGCACGACCGCGACGAUUUCCUUCAUAUUUUGUGGGACAAACUUACACCAGAAAUCAGGAAUGAAAUGAAAGACAAGUUGCCACCAGCUGCAUCGGUUGGCUUCACAUACGAUUAUCAGAGCGUCAUGCACUACCCCUGGCUACAAAUAAAGAAUGGCGUCACCAAUGUGAUGUAUCCUAUAUGGAAUGACGGCUGGGCAAUGGGACACUGGCAAGGACUUAGUUCGAUCGACGUACAAAAACUAAACAAUCUUUACUUCGAGCAGUGUGUUGAGAGAAAGAAACAAGAGAGUGCGCAUUAAUAAAAUAUGAACGAAUCAAAGUAUUGUGUUCAGUGUUUGUAUUUUGUCCUCUAAUUUUAAAACAAUAGCAUAAAGCCGGGUUGAAAAUAAGCGGCCACUGCACGACAAUUUUCAGAGUAUAUAAUACUUACC
Messenger RNA from Chilo suppressalis (striped riceborer), 2658 nucleotides. The record is from the annotation of a GenBank genome assembly. Lineage: Eukaryota; Metazoa; Arthropoda; Insecta; Lepidoptera; Crambidae.